This is a messenger RNA of Acyrthosiphon pisum (pea aphid), 1489 nucleotides long. RefSeq names its product WD repeat domain 82 (gene Wdr82). Lineage: Eukaryota; Metazoa; Arthropoda; Insecta; Hemiptera; Aphididae. The record is from RefSeq and is a predicted model, not a curated record. Gene Ontology annotation, cellular component: Set1C/COMPASS complex. Gene Ontology annotation, molecular function: protein binding; chromatin binding. The transcript has 3 exons. The coding region runs from base 201 to 1169 and encodes 322 amino acids.
UAUAGUGGAAACCCGCCUUUACAUCAACACUCGACACAUGCAAUGAGGAUCGGUAUACGCGUCUAGCCGUCCUAAACCGUGAGUCUCUCCAGGUCGACAUCGUCGUUUUCACGUCUCAUUCAUCCCGUUGCGGAUAAACGUCAGCGCGCACUCUCGUCGUCUCUCAUCCAGUGAUUAGUAUAUAUUUCAUAGUCGCGAAGAUGAAGCUGGUCGACAACGUCGUGCGCAGCUUCAAGGUGGCCAAGGUGUUCCGCGAGAACACGGACAAGAUCAACAGCUUUGACUUUUCGCCUGCCGGCGAUUACAUCAUAUCAUGCAGCGAAGACGACCAGAUCGUCAUUUACGACAGUCAGAAGGGUGAGCUGUCCAAAACCAUCAACAGCAAGAAGUAUGGUGUUGAUCUCAUACAUUUCGCGCACACUAAGACUACUGCCAUACACAGUUCGACAAAAGUGGACGACACUAUCAGAUAUUUAUCAUUGCAUGAUAAUAAGUACAUUCGCUAUUUUACGGGACAUGCCAAAAAGGUUGUGUCAUUAUGUGUGUCCCCCAUUGAGGACAUGUUUGUUUCUGGAUCAUUGGACAAAACUCUCAGAUUGUGGGAUUUGAGGUCGCCAAAUUGUCAAGGUUAUAUCAAUGUUUUGGGAAGACCGGUAGCAGCAUUUGAUCCAGAAGGUUUAGUGUUGGCUGCUGGCAUUAAUUCUGAAACUCUCAAACUGUUUGACGUUAGAUCAUUUGACAAAGGGCCAUUCAUAACUGUGAAACUUCCUCAAGAGAAAGAAUGUGACUGGACUGACCUCAAAUUUAGUCAGGAUGGCCGAACCAUACUUAUUCCUACUAAUGGAUCUUUAAUUAGAUUGAUAAAUGCAUUUAAUGGUACUCCGAUUCAGACUUUUACUGGUCACCUGAAUAAUAAAGGCAUUCCUAUUGAAGCAUCAUUCAGUCCAGAUUCUCAAUACAUAUUCAGCGGGUCAACAGAUGGCCGUAUUCAUGUAUGGAAUGCGGUUACUGGCUAUAAAGUUUGUGUUCUCAAUGGUGAUCAUCCAGGUCCAGUACAUUGUGUUAAAUUUAAUCCUAAAUACAUGAUGAUGGCCUCCGCAUGUACAAAUAUGGCGUUUUGGUUACCUACAGUUGAUGAGGUAGCCAAUUUGGCAGAAGCCAAAUAUUAAUUAUUUGUGUGUGCAAUGUGCAUUAGACUUACAUUACCUAUGUACAAUGUACUUAUUUAAAGUUAACAUUUUAAUUAUUGAUUUUCCUAUAAUUUAAGUUAACUUAUUAACUUUUAUUCAAUUAUUUGAAAAGAAUAAAUCUAUUUAUUUUUUAUUUGUAAUCAUUUUUACUUAUUGAGUUAAUACUCAUUGAUGUAAAAGUCAGUUAUCAUUUUGUUUUAUUACUCCUUUGGAAUGUUUUAAUGCAUUUGACAAAUUUUGAUUUUUAUACUUUAUUUAAGGUUAUUUUAUUAAUUAAAUUAUAAAAUGUUUAGAAUCAA